Messenger RNA from Staurois parvus, 319 nucleotides. The record is from the annotation of a GenBank genome assembly. Lineage: Eukaryota; Metazoa; Chordata; Amphibia; Anura; Ranidae.
CACAGCUGAUCGCAUCUGUCACGCUGACAGAAGAGAGGAGAGCCGGUAAUCGGCAUUCCUCAGAGGGGACAUGUACACUGAUCAUCAGGGCACUGAUCAGUGCCCUGAUGAUCAGUGUAGCCCCAUUAGUGCCACCUGUCAGUGCACAUUAAUGUCACCUGUCAGUGUCCAUCAAUGCCACCUGUCAGUGCCAAUCAAUGCACAGCAAUGCCACAUAUCAGUGCCCAUCUGAGCUGCCUACCAGUGCUAGUCAGUGCCGCCUAUGAGUGCUGCCAAUCAGUGCCACCUAUCAGUGCCACCUAACAGUGCCAGUCAGUGC